GGAUGACAGGGUUCGCAGAGAGUCAGGGUACAAUCCACCCCCCCAUGUUGGCUCAAGGCCUGAUGCCGCGCGCCGCGGGCGGGCCUUGGGCCGGGCCAGAGGCCCUCCCCGCGCGCUCUCGGCGGCGAUGGCGAGGUGGCGACCGGUGUGGUCCGAGGGAGGCGCCCCCAGGCUGCUGUGCAGGCUUUGCUCACCAACGGUCUGCCCGGAGUGCACGACAGGCCCGCCGUGCCAGGACCACGUGCACCGGGGGAGGCCAGUGCGCCUCCGCAGCGACGGCGUGCAGGCGCCCCCAGCCAUGAAGGUCCUCCUCCCGGAGAACAUGGCGAGCGCCGGCUUCGCCCGGCUUGAGGCGAUCAACUACCCCCCAGGCGCGCUGGGGGCCGGCGGUGUAGGGCCAGUCAGCAUCGGGCACAUCGUUGCGUUCUCCAGAGACCUCGCGGCCCAGACGCAGGAAGAGGGCGCCGUGGGCGUGCUCUGCUCGAAGGGGGCCUGCGCCAACGUCAUGCUGCUGCUGGGCGCCCACCUGGUGCUCGCGCGGGGGCUUUCCGCAGACGAGGCCUUCGCCCGGCUGCCGAAGACCCCCCUCCAGCAGCAGCGGUUCCCAGCGCCGUGGGCGAGGGAGGCGCAGUGGCACGCGCACUCGCUCACGGUCAAGGACUGCCUCGUCGGGCUGCAGGUGGCCGUGGCGAAGGGCUGGCUUGACUACGAAGGCUUCGACUACGAGGAGUGGCGCAGGCUUCUGAUUACGUACGACGCAAGCCUCACUUUCCAUGUUCCUCUCAAGGCCCACGCGGGCGAGCCUGGGCGGCUAACCUUUUACGCCAUGGCCGACCCCGUCACUACGGUGGCGGACCCAGGGGUGAGGCCUGCGCCCCCGGAGGGCGGCUUCGUGUCAGACUACGUCAACAUGCCCAAGGGAACCCGGCAACGCAUGAAGACGUGGAGCACAGGCGAUAGGAAGAAGAGGUCGCCCGGCGAUUAUGCCAGCGCCCCGGCCGGGACGACGAGGGAAGGACUGUCAGAGUCAGAGGAUGCAACCAUGCGGUCGGAGCGGCAGGGCCCUUUCGAGGGGGAGCUGAACCUGGCCACACCGCCGGGGCGGUCCAAGUUCGAAAGGAUGACGACUGAGCCAGUUGUCGGCCCGAUGGGCUCGCUGGAUCCAGACCCCGCCGAGGACCCACCGAAGCAGUGGAUCUGUAGCCGAGCUCGUUCCGCCGAGCUUGACGCCCACGACAAGAAUGAGACCGCAGCAGUGCCAGACGCCCACGCCACCAGCACGCCGCUGGGCAGCAUGUUCCACGAGACACACCCGACGCCCGUGACGCCGUCUAGCGUCGACAGGGUCACGUGGUUAGAGAUGGUUCGCGUCAGGCGCUGGGGCCAUGAGCAGCACAGCAGGCAGAGCUCGGUGCCCGUGAAGUUGGUGAAGGAGCGCGGCCUCUCGACGCUCCCAGAGUUCGGCACGUGGCUGCGUUCGGUAGGCUGCAGGAGGCUGGUGCAGCUGAACCGCCCGAACGAGCACGCCCUGCCUUCGACUGGCUCGUACAAGGACUAUUUCUCCCAGUAUUGGCAGGUGCAGCAGGAAGCCCUGCACUUCGACGACGGCUCCGUGCCGCCCGUCCAGGUCAUACGCAGUUUCCACUCCGCGGUGGAGGAGGUGAUUGCGGACAUGGACCACGACGGCCCCGACCAGACAGGCGGCUUCAGCGCGAUCGUUGUCCAUUGCGCGGCAGGCCUCGGCCGAACGGGCACGCUGCUGGGCGUGCUGGCCAUGGACAUGGUGGGAAUCCCCGGUGGUGCGUGGAUGGGUUGGAUCAGGAUGUGCCGCCCAGGCUCCAUUCAGACGUUGGCCCAGGAGGCGUUCCUGAAAACCUACGAGCCGCAGAAGGCGGCUGCGAGGAGGACCCUGUGCAGAGCUGGCCUGGCGCGCCGCGUGCUCCGCAUCCUCCGCUGUUCGCGCUCCACGUCUUACGCCUGAUAUUUCCCCCGCAGCCGGCGCGUUUCGCGGCGAGCAGUUGAGGUGCCCAGUCAACUGGCGUCAUUCCGUGGCGCUUCCUCUCGUGUUCGCUCCACCGACACCAAAUCAGGGCUGGACCUAAACGCUGUUUUGUUGGACUUCGGAUGUGCUUUGCUUUUCCUUUUGGCAGGGAGGUUCAGGA
Prorocentrum cordatum is the source of this 2162-nucleotide messenger RNA. The record is from the annotation of a GenBank genome assembly. NCBI's taxonomy places the organism in Eukaryota, Dinophyceae, Prorocentrales, Prorocentraceae.